AUGGAGUGUCUCAAAGACAAAUUUGUUGGUGGUGUUCUUCUAGACGGUCGCUAUGAGACAAUAUCACCUCUCAACCACGGCUCAUUCGGUAUGGUUUUCAUGGCCCGUGACUUGAUGACGAGCCAAACGGUGGCCAUCAAAUGUUUGACAAAGAAAGCUGCAUCAUGCGAAGCUGGUCUGGAUUUUGCAGUCGACGACAAGUCUGAGGAACUCUCCAUCCACAACAAUCUCGGAUCUCAUGAUAACAUCGUCAACUUACUCCACUCUUUUGAGACAGACGCACACAUUUACCUCGUUCUGGAGUUUUGUUCUCAAGGCGAUUUGUAUGAAGCCAUCAGAAAUGGGCAUGGACCUCUACAGACAGAGCAUGUUCGGCAAUUCAUGUUGCAGCUUGUCGAUGCUGUCGCAUACAUUCAUUCCAGCGGCGUGUACCACCGCGAUAUCAAACCUGAAAACAUCUUCCUAACGCAAGAUGGCAUCUUGAAACUCGGUGACUUCGGUCUUGCAACUAAAGAUAAAUGGUCCUACGAGAUGACCGUUGGUAGCGACCGUUACAUGGCUCCGGAGCAAUUUGACUCUGCUGGCGCGGGAUACAGCCCUGCUGCGGCAGAUAUAUGGGCCAUCGGUAUUUGCUUGCUUAAUAUCUUGUUCUCCCGCAAUCCCUUCACUACGCCAACCGAGGCGGAUCCACUUUUCUUGGACUUCACUCGCGACAAUCAAAGCCUUUUUGAUGUCUUUCCAGCCAUGUCACAGGACACAUACGAGGUAAUCGUCCAUUGCAUGAAUUUCGACCCUAGGAAACGAUCGCUAGAGGGUGCUCGAGAUGCUCUUCUUCGCGUGGUGAGCUUCACCACUGAAGAUGAGUCCCUGGAUGACUUCUGUGGAGCAGAGAGGGCAACGGUCGCAUCCGCCAACCGUGAGCCUCUGCGUACUCCCUCUAUCCAGAACCCUCAGGUUGAUAGCCAGACUGGUGCUUUCCCAUGGGCGAAGGCUCUUCACGACAGUCCGCACCGCCACACUCGGCAUCUCAGUGCUAUUCCUGACAAUGAGAGUUAUACUGAAGACUUGUUUUCCAAAUCCAGUGAGACUGUCGAUUGGUGCUCGACCAGCAUACAGACUCCGUCUAUGUCGUCUGUACUGGAUUCACAGUUGGAUGCUUCGAUGAGGUCACUGGCAAUCAAUAAGCCGUGUCGUCCAAAUGGAUCUACAGCACCUGGUUCAAUGCCCAUCACAAUGGCCAAACCGCUUGCCUUGUCCAUGUCGAGCGUGUUUGGCCGUCGAAAAGAUGCAGUGUCUAAGAGCUGGAGUGACAUGUGGGACGAAGACGAAGAAGAACAGAGGAAGACUCUUCAGGAAUUCAAUUCGAGGACGUGGAGCCACGAGAGUAGGACUGAGCCGAGGAGGACUGACAACCAAGAAUCUCCUCCAGUUUCGCAAGUCACUAUCAAAGGGAACGUGGAUGACGACUUGGUCGCCGAUGGAUUCUUUUUCCAAGACUCCCCUGCCGUCAAACUGGUCUCAUCCACGGCACGAUAUUCGCCUCCGUCUAAACGAUUCAACUAUGACAAAUGGGCGGCAUUAGGUGAGCGUCGCAGGGGUCGGGGCUCGGAUGUGGAAAUGGAGAAGUCGCCGGGCUUGAAGCCGCGACGCCACCUUGGUUUUGGAUAUAAAUCUUAUGAAGCCGGCGUUUGGGAUCAUCCAACGGUCAACAACAAUAGCAACACAAAAAUGAGUAAGAAUUGGGGCAGAGAUCGAAUCAAAGAAUGCCCUUGGAGUAAGGGAAGAGAUUGGAACUGGCGCCGAGAUCACAAUCGCAAUGAUUUCGGGGACGUUGAGUGGGUUGGUGGUUGGUAA
This is a messenger RNA of Metarhizium album ARSEF 1941, 1854 nucleotides long. RefSeq names its product Protein kinase-like domain protein. Gene Ontology annotation, cellular component: autophagosome; cytoplasm. Gene Ontology annotation, biological process: peptidyl-serine phosphorylation; autophagy; protein autophosphorylation. Gene Ontology annotation, molecular function: ATP binding; protein serine/threonine kinase activity. Bases 1 to 1854 code for a protein of 617 amino acids. The transcript has a single exon. The record is from RefSeq and is a predicted model, not a curated record. Lineage: Eukaryota; Fungi; Ascomycota; Sordariomycetes; Hypocreales; Clavicipitaceae.